UUCUUCCUUGGUUUCCUCGCUGCUGUUGUUCUUCACAACCGCCCUUUCUUACAGACCAAAACGCAGGCAACCGAUGGCUAAGCAUUCGGGUUCCGACGCCAAAACCAAGAAGAAAGCAAAGAAGAAAGGCAGCAAAAAGUCAGGUCCAGAUGCCAUCUCCAUGAAGCUCAAAGCUGAAAAAUCCAACCCUUUCGAGACCAUCUGGUCCCGCCGCAAGUUCGACAUACUUGGCAAGAAACGCAAGGGGGAAGAACUCCGAAUUGGCCUUUCUCGUUCCCUCGCCAUCCAAAAGAGGAAGAAAACGCUGUUGAAAGAGUACGAGCAAAGUACAAAGUCUUCUGUUUUUGUGGAUAACAGAAUUGGGGAGCAAAAUGAUGAGUUGGGAGAGUUUGAAAAGGGUAUUAUGCGAUCUCAACGUGAGCGUCAGUUGAAAUUUGGCAAGAAGAGCAAGUUCAAUUUAUCAGAUGGAGAAGACGAUGACUUUGAUGCUCCAGGUUUUGGCUCCCUCCCAGAGAGGGAUGAUUUUGAGGAUGAAAUUCUGUCUGAUGACGAUAAUGAUGAUCGAGGAGGAGCAACUAACAAACGAUCAGCCAUCUUAAAGCAACUUAACUCUCAUGGUGCACAGGAUCCGACAGAAAGGGGUUUGGUAGAAGGAGAGGAAAAUAAGCACAAAACCAAGAAGGAAAUAAUGGAGGAGGUUAUUUUGAAGAGCAAGUAUUUCAAGGCACAAAAAGCAAAAGAUAAAGAAGAAAAUGAGCAGUUGAUGGAAGAAUUAGAUAAGAACUUCACAUCUUUAGUGCAGUCCCAGGUAUUAUUGUCUAUGACUGAACCAGGCAAGAUUAAUGCUUUGAAAGCUCUUGUCAACAAGGGUGUUCUGAAUGAGCAUUUGAACAAGGAAGAGUUACCAGUUAGUCAGAGAGAAGAAGCUUAUAAGCAGGAACAACCUGAUUCAUAUGAUAAACUUGUCAAUGAGCUGGUAUUGGAAAUGCGUGCUCGCCCCUCAGACAGGACAAAGACACCUGAGGAGAUUGCCCAAGAGGAGAGGGAGCAACUGGAGCGAUUAGAGGAAGAGCGUCAGAAGAGGAUGUUAGCAACGGAUUACUCUAGUGAUGAAGAUGGUGAAAAUGUUGAGAAAGAUCCUUUACAGAGGCCAAGGGCUAUCUCAGGAGAUGAUCUUGGUGAUUCCUUUGCACUUGAUGAGGAGCCUGGGAGUAAAAAGGGCUGGGUUGAUGAGAUUCUUGAAAAAAAGGAUGAAGACGAGAAUGCUUCUGAAGAUUCAGAAAGUGCUGAAGAUACUGGUGAAGAUGAAGGAUCUGAAGAAGAUGAUGAUGAUGAACAUGAAAAAACUCUAUCUCUGAAGUAUUGGGAGCAGAGUGAUGAUGACAAUCUUGGUACAGAUUUGGAUGAGGAUGAAGAGGAGCAAGAACAUGAUGAUGCCGUUGGUGAUGAAGAAGAUGUGGAGCAAAAAGGUUGUAACAAGUCAAAUAAAACUGAACUUAAGAAAGACGAUGGACAGUAUGUGGAUGCAAAAAAAAUUAAACCAAGCAUUAAACAUACUUCAACGAAAUCAGACAUUCCCUUUAUAUUUGAAGCUCCAAGGAGCUUAGAGGAACUGUCUUCUUUAUUAGAGAAUUGUUCUAAUGGCGACGUUAUUGUGAUUAUCAAUCGAAUUCGGAAAAGCGAUGCAAUUAAGCUUGCUGCAGAAAAUCGGAAGAAAAUGCAAGUAUUUUAUGGUGUUCUCUUGCAAUAUUUUGCUGUGUUAGCGAAUAAGAAGCCCUUGAAUUUUGAGUUAUUGAAUUUGCUCGUCAAGCCGCUAAUGGAAUUAAGUAUGGAGAUCCCAUAUUUCUCUGCAAUAUGUGCUCGUCAACGAAUCUUACGAACUCGCACACAAUUUUGUGAGGCUCUCAAGAACCAAGAAAAUGGAUGUUGGCCCACCUUGAAAACAUUAUUUCUCUUGAGGUUAUGGUCCAUGGUUUUCCCAUGCUCUGACUUUCGUCAUGUAGUCAUGACUCCAGCAAUAUUAUUAAUGUGCGAGUAUCUGAUGCGUUGUCCCAUUACGUCGGGUCGGGAUGUUGCUAUUGGUUCUUUUUUAUGCUCCAUGGUUCUCAUGGUUACCAAACAGUCUCGAAAGUUCUGUCCAGAAGCUAUAAUGUUUCUCCGAACUCUGCUGAUGGCAGCUACGGACCAAAAACUAGCAGCAGAGCAAGACUGUCAGCAGUUUUAUAAUCUUAUGGAGCUGAAAGCACUCAGGCCCCUGUUGCGCGUACAUGAUUGUGUGGAUGAGAUUAAUCCUUUGAAUUUUCUCAUGGUAAUGGAUAUGCCAGAUGACUCCUCAUUUUUCAGCUCUGAUAAUUUCAGGGCUAGUGCGCUGGUGACUGUGAUUGAAACUCUGCGAGGUUUUGUUGAGAUCUAUGAUGGAUUGAAUUCCUUCCCUGAAAUUUUCUUGCCAAUUGCAACGUUGUUACUUGAAGUUUCACAGCAGAAACACAUACCAGAAGCACUGAAAGAUAAAUUUAAUGAUGUUGCUCAACUCAUUAAGCAGAAAGCUGAUGAAGCUCAUAGGCUGCGGAGACCACUUCAGAUACGGAAGCAGAAGCCAGUGCCUAUCAAAUUACUUAAUCCAAAAUUUGAGGAGAACUUUGUUAAAGGUAGAGACUAUGAUCCAGAUCGGGAACAAGCCGAGAGAAGAAAGUUGCAAAAACUCAUAAAACGUGAAGCUAAAGGUGCAGCUCGUGAGCUGCGCAAGGACAAUUAUUUCUUGUAUGAGGUAAAGCAAAAAGACAAGGCAUUACAGGAAAAAGAGAGAGCGGCCAACUAUGGAAGGGCAAUAGCUUUCCUCCAAGAACAGGAACAUGCCUUUAAAUCUGGACAAUUAGGUAAAGGCAGGAAGAGAAGGAGAUGAAGCUAACUUUAUAUGCUAGUGUUCCUUGGAUUUCCUCAUUUUAAAGAUCUGUAAAAUAGAAUUUUGGAUUCUUGGUAGUGUUUUUUAUCCUUUUGGUAGGAUUGGCUUAUAAGCAGUGUUCAUUCAAUAUAUACCCUUAGGAUACUCAUUUAUUUUGUAUUCAUUCCCAUUUCCACAAGGCAAGAACAAGAAGCCCUGAGAAGUAAGCUGAAUGCAAAUUUUGUGCGAACUUGAGAUUGUUCAGUGACCAAUGAAUGACAAGCUAGUCAUGCUUCAUGAA
Molecule: messenger RNA, 3182 nt
Organism: Theobroma cacao (cacao)
Lineage: Eukaryota; Viridiplantae; Streptophyta; Magnoliopsida; Malvales; Malvaceae
Product: nucleolar-like protein
Biological process (GO): maturation of SSU-rRNA
Cellular component (GO): small-subunit processome; Noc4p-Nop14p complex; nucleolus
Source: RefSeq, a predicted model, not a curated record